GACAAAGAGAGCACAACCUUCUGCUACACCACAGAGAGGAACGAAGAGAAAAUCCUGAACUAAGGGACUCUGAUCAACUCCAGUUUAUUGAACUGAGGACAACACUUUUUAGAGUAGAUAUUUUUUUAAUCUUCUCUUUAUAAAACAAACAUGGCUAUAGCUAUAUUUGUUUUCAUCAUUACAGCACAGGUUUUCACACUUGGCUGGUCCCAGGUGUGCCCCCGCAGAUGCCAGUGCCCCAGAGAGCCCCCCAUCUGCCUCCCUGGCGUGCCCCUGAUCCUGGACGACUGUGCCUGCUGCCUGGUUUGCGCAGGUCAAAUAGGACAAGUCUGCUCUGAAAUGAACCCCUGUGACACACGCAAAGGGCUGCAAUGUGACUACUCGGUGGAUAUCCACAAGAGAACCGGUGUCUGUGCUGUUAACACUGGUAAUGUGUGCAUUUUGGACGGCUCUGUCUAUCGGAAUGGUCAAACCUUCUUCCCCAGCUGCAAGUACCAGUGUAUGUGUCACAAUGGGCAGAUAGUUUGUGUGCCACGCUGCAAUCUAGAUGUCAUGUUACCUGGGCCGGAUUGUCCCACGCCACGCAAGGUUCACGUUCCAGGAGAGUGCUGCGAGAAAUGGGUGUGUGAACCGCAGGCUGAGGCCAGUAGACUGGGAGGCUUUGCCAUGGCAGCCUUUCGUCAGGAGGAAACGGUGAGCUUUAAUGGCUGGGACCCCAGCUUAAACUGCAUUGAGCAGACCACAGAGUGGGGGGCAUGCUCUCAGACAUGCGGCAUGGGGGUGUCCACCAGAGUUACAAAUAAAAAUGACCGGUGUGAGAUGGUGAAGCAGAGUCGGCUGUGUAUGAUCCGACCCUGUGACGACCAGCAGGAACAGCUGACACAGCUCACACCAAAGAGAGGCAGCAAGUGUCAGAGAAUGGUGAGGAGUGAUAAAGCAGUCCAUCUCUCCCAUAAGAACUGCACCAGCGUUCUAGCCUACAAGCCACGCUACUGUGGCUCCUGCUCAGACGGCCGCUGCUGCACCCCUCACAGAACCAAAACUGCCCUGGUGGAGUUCCAGUGUGCCAACAGCAAAAUCACCAAGAAGCCGGUCAUGGUGAUCCUGACCUGUGCCUGUCACAGCCACUGUCCUCGGGACAGUGCCGCGUGGCAGCCAUCAGAGUUGACCUACAGUGGCAUGAGAGUAUAGUGUGCAGAUUGCUGUAUGUUUAAACACAAACUCUGAGAUCCAGAUCGUUGCUGUUGACUGCACAUAGCUGAAUCUCUACAAAAUAUUGGUUGUUUGAACCCAAAAUUUUAGAUCGACAAAGUCUAGUUCUGUACAACCAGAUCCAUGCCAUACAGUAUCAAAGCCUAAAACUUUCAACACACACACAGUAAUAAGACAUUUCAGUUCUGGUAUUCAAUACAUGAAACCUCUUUUUAGUAUGAAAGAAUAGAGGUUGAAAUAUGACAUUAUCUCUCCUGGAGAGGGACCUUAUUGAAUACCAUCCUGUAAACAAAUAAAUUGUUUUUAACAAUUACAAAGUCAAAUCAAAGCACUUAAAUAUGUGAUGUAUGCAGCCAACCCUCCUCUGGAGAUCAGGGACGGGGUAUUGCAAUUCAUUCACAACAGACUGUGCUUGAAAGUUGUUUGUACUGUGGGUUGUGAUGUAGCAUUGUGCUGGAACGAUGUUACGAAGUAAAGGUGAAUUGUCCGACAGACUCUCUUCAAGAGGUUAAAUAGUAGGAAGGUUAACUGUCAGAGGUCCAUGGUAGGUAAGUGUGAAUGACAGAAAACAUCCAGCCGGAACGUUUAGAUCAGCCUGAGUUCUUACUCUGCAGAAACCUGCAGUGUAAUUUUGCCAGUCUUUUUUAGAAAGUCUUUGACACCUUGAGCUGUAAUGACACUGAUAGAGAAAAAGAGCAGCCACACAGCAAGGUUAAUAAACAGAAGUGAUUGGCAACUUCAUCAGUCACACUGCAAUGACAACUCUCCCACUGGAGGACACAUUUCUGAAAUAAGUGAACUAUGUACCUUGACAUGGUCCCAAACAGGGGCUCAGCCUGUGAAAGAGAGGUCACUGUGGUGUCUUAGUGUCAUUUCUAACAUCUCCCUGAACUCCUGCCCUCUCAGCAGAGUACACAAUCCCCCCAAUUAAUACAUAUUUUGCAUGUGUUCUUUUCUUUUUUUGGUUAGACUUGGAAUUAUUUCCCAGCUGGUUAAAAUAAGUGUUAAAAGAAGUAGUGGUAUCUUAUAUGUAUGAGUGUGUAUCAAAUACACAAUGUUAAUAAUGUAAAAACAAAUUGUAUAUUUUGAUAUGCGAUUUAUUUUUUUUCUACUUUUGAGAAGCGUCACUCAGCUUUGUAUCUGAAGCUUUGUAUCUUACCAAUGGAACAUAUAAAAUAAAUGUGGGUUUCCAAAUGUAUGUUUUACUCUUUUUAACAUUGCUUGAUAAUAAAUCAAAUGUCUGAAUGCUGAAUGGAAAUUGCUGUGUGGAUAGAGCAGUAGCUUGCAUAAGGUGAUUCAAGAUGGAAACUACAAAAUCUGUAUAGCAGAAUGAAUAAUGAACAUGUGAACAAGAAAGGGAAAAUGAAGCAGUUUCCAUGACCAAACUUUGAGUGAAACUUCCAUGAAGUAUGAGGCUUCUAUUGUUUGAUGAGUAACUGAUUCUUGCCUAAUAAAAGUUGAUCAGUCACAGAUGUGAUUUUUUUCUUUUAUGUGAGUCAUUCAACUGCAUCUUAAAUGUAAUUCAAUCCAACAGACAAGAGUUAUUGAACAAGU
Messenger RNA from Menidia menidia (Atlantic silverside), 2766 nucleotides. Lineage: Eukaryota; Metazoa; Chordata; Actinopteri; Atheriniformes; Atherinopsidae. The record is from the annotation of a GenBank genome assembly.